AUGAAGCAUAUCGAGAUGGUUGCAUUUGGUUAUGAUUGUAAGAGUGAGAACUACAAGUUAUUUUCCGGUAGUUUUAUAAUUUUAUUCGAAGUUUAUUCGCUAGGAUCAAAAUCAUGGAAAACCCUUGAAAAUGUACCUUAUAAGUUUGUUUAUCCUAGCAAACCGUCCAAUGUGAUUGUUAAUGGAGAUUUUCAUUGGUUAUCCAAAAGGAAAGACUCUCCCGGUGUUUUGUUAGUCUUUUUAGACAUCAGCAACGAGAUAUUCAAAGAAAUGGAACUACCAAAAGAACCUUUGGAUAAGGGUUCUUGGUUUCGCAAUUUGGGGGUGUUUGAAGGGUGCCUCUGUGUAUUUGUUAAUGCUAAUUGCGUUCACUUUGAAAUAUGGAUAAUGCGGGAUUAUGGAGUUCAGGAAUCUUGGACUAAACAUUGUGUCAUUACCCAUGAUAGAUUCAUGGGAUUCAGAAGCCCGUUAUUGAUUAGUUCUUUUAAGAGUGGUACGAUACUAUUUGAGGUUUCUGGUAAACUAGUGGUAUAUGACCCUAGGAAAAAAAGUGCUAUGGAUCUAAAUAUUCCUGGAUCAAUCCAAUUGCUCCAAGAAAGUUGGUACUUUGAAAGUCUUGUUUUGCUUAAUUCUGGUACUUAUGUCGGGUGUUAG
Papaver somniferum (opium poppy) is the source of this 654-nucleotide messenger RNA. RefSeq names its product F-box/kelch-repeat protein At3g06240-like. The transcript has a single exon. NCBI's taxonomy places the organism in Eukaryota, Viridiplantae, Streptophyta, Magnoliopsida, Ranunculales, Papaveraceae. The coding region runs from base 1 to 654 and encodes 217 amino acids. The record is from RefSeq and is a predicted model, not a curated record.